This is a messenger RNA of Priapulus caudatus, 1186 nucleotides long. RefSeq lists its product as uncharacterized. NCBI's taxonomy places the organism in Eukaryota, Metazoa, Priapulida, Priapulimorpha, Priapulimorphida, Priapulidae. The record is from RefSeq and is a predicted model, not a curated record. Bases 158 to 1186 code for a protein of 342 amino acids. The transcript has 4 exons.
CAAGGCUGUGCUUUACCUAUCAAAGCUCUGCCAGGGCAGUAAAGGCCCCUGCAUUCAGUUCAACGGCUCGUGGCUGACACCGAACGAGUUCCAGUACGUGAGCGGACGAGAGACGGCCAAGGACUGGAAGCGCUCUAUCAGACACAAUGGCAAGAGCAUGAAGCUGCUGCUAGCAAAGGGUAUCCUGUCGACACAUCCGCCCCUGUGCGACUGUGAGGGGUGCCGAGUGAGCUCGCCGGUCAACAGGGGAAGGCUGGCGGAGAAGAGAGCUGCCCAGGCGCAGUCAGAGCCACGUGAAGGGGAUCAGACAAUGAUGAGAUGCGGCGAGGAGGCGCUCACGGUGCCUGAAGCUGGUCGCCUGAAGCACUGCACCGCCCCGCCAACCAUCGGCAGCCACAGAUUAGCUAGCAUCAUCGAUCACUUGCGAACGAGCCAACAGAAGCAGAUCUACCAGUCGCACUGCAGCGCCCAGGAUCAUCCGUUGAAUCUUGCAGUGACAGCAGCUGGCUCGAAGGACGGCGAGAAGUACUUCAGGAAAGACGAUAGCGACGAGAGCGCCGCCCUGCGGGCCAUCGAAGAAGGAACGUCGCGACCCGUCGAGUCGCGGCUGACGAUCAAGAACAUAACGGAAACGGUCGGCGGCGACGACAACGACGACGAUGCUUCGAAAUGCGCGUCGCCCGAACAACCAAAGAAUGCGGACUCGGACGUCGGCGAGCAGAGCGAAAUCGACGUCGGCGAGAACGCGUCGUCGGCGCAGAACAUGUCGGACGUCGAGACGGCCAGCGUCAAGUCGGAACGCGACGUGAAGGUCGAGCAGCGGUCGCCGCCGGCGACGACUCCAGUGACGACGGACGCUGGCGCCGAGCGGCUACCCUGCAAGCCGACGCCGAUCUUCCACAGGGAGUACAGCGGCGAGCCGCCGCGCUACCACUUACCCGCCGAGCACGCUGCCCCGUCGGCCGUGGCGCGGCCGCCCUGGGUACCCCCAUUCGCCUACACGAGCCUGUUUCCGACGGGAGACCCGCAGCGGAAGGCGUCGCGCCCCGGGAUGCUAGGCUAUGACAGCUAUAGCGACAUCGCGCUGAGCCGUGAGGCGGAGUACGUCAGACGCAACUACAGCGAAUUCAUGCGAAACCUGGCGGCCAAGUACAACAACAGCCCGGCUGACAGGUAUGAAUUAUAA